AUGAACAUCAUGCGAAAAUUGCGUGGUAGUAAUACUACCACAUCCACAAGUGGUGAAAGUGCUCGUCCUUUUGAAGUUGAUUCUAGUCAACAUACUGCUCUUGGUUUGAUGCAUUUAAAAAAACUGUUUACAGACUAUAUUCAUACAUCACACAUGCUUAAUGACAAAGAACGUAGUACAAAACUGUACACAAUGAUUCCUUUAUUUUGCAAAGUUUUUGGUAGAAGUCCUUGUGCAGAGAUUAUUGAAAAAUUUUGUGAUAUCAAUAGUUGGUGCUCUGAAAUGUCAGCUCUCAUGGUUGCAGAAAUUCGACUUCGGGCAUCUAAUCAAUCAACAGAAACUGCUAGUAAAGCUAUUGCUUGUUUUUUAGAAAUAGAAAACUGCGAGGAAUCUAGUAAUGGAUGGAUGCUUUUAUCAACAUUAAAUUUGUUAGCUGCAACUAACCAACCAUCUCUUAUAAAAAUAAUGGUAUCAGCAUCUCUUCCAUCAACAUUAGUUAAAUGUUUAUAUCUUUUUUUCGAUUUACCUCCUUUGGAGAAUGAAGAUGAAAAGACUGAUCAAAGUGAUUUUACACCAAAGGAACGUCGCAUUUUAUUACAAAAAAUAUUUGUGCAAAUAUUAGUUAGAUUGUGCAGUAAUCAUCUUCCAGCUGAAGAAUUAGUUGUCAAAGAUGAUUUAUCUUUAUUAUUUUCUGCUAUUACAAGUUCUUGUCCAUCUUAUAAUUCUGUCUGGAGAAAAUCUUCUGCUGAAGUUUUAAUAACAAUUUCUCAACACGGGCUUACACCAAAAGUUAUACAAUAUAUUCAUGGUAAAAAUUGUAUUGAAUUGUGCAUUGAAAAUAUGCGACAAAGUGCAGAUUUAAGCCCAUUAGAAGUAGUGGAUAUGUUUGUUACUGUUUCUUAUUUUUUAAAAGAUUCAUCUGAUGUAUCACAGAUAUUACUUGAUGAUUUCAAUACUACUCAAGGAUAUACAUUUCUCUCUGACUUUCUUUUGAGUCUAGAAAAUGAUGAAUCUAGUGAAGCCCUUGAAGCAAUGAGGAAUCUUGUUUUGAUAAUUGCAUCUCUUUCAAUGAGUGGUUAUAUUGAGUUAAAACCCAAUCCAGAUCAGGCAAAUUCUUUGUUUCAAGUCUUAGGAUUCACUAUUCCUCAACCCACUGGCCGUGGUCAAAGUGUACGAAACAUAUGUGCAUUCAAUGUCCUCCAAACUACAUUUAUUCGUUCCGAUUCUAGUGCAUUAUGCUGUACAAUUCUUGAUGCAAUAUCAAAUGUUUAUCACUCUGAUAAUGCUAAUUAUUUUAUACUAGAGCCACAGAAUACAUUGCCACAGUUUGCUGAAACUAUUCAUUUAAAAAAUCAACAGAUUCAAGAAAAAUUUUUCAAACUCUUAGAGUUCAUUGUUUUUCAACUUAACUUUGUGCCAGUAAAAGAACUAGUGUCAAUUUCUCAGUUAUUAAAAACUUAUAGUUCUACUGAAUGUAUUAAAAUUUGCUUGCAAACAUUACUAGAUAUAUUAAAAUAUAAUAAUACAUUCAAAGAUGUAUUUAGAGACGUUGGCAUACUUGAAGGAUUGUCAAAUAAUUUAAGGAACUAUACUCAAGACUAUCUCUCUGAUUGUGAAUCAAAAGAUGAAAAACAUGAUGGUGACUUAAAACGUGUCAUAAAUUUAACUGCUGAAUGCCUAGUUAAUCUUAUGAUGUCUUCACCAAAAAAUUGUAAAGUUUUUAAAGAAUGUGGAGGUGCUCAAGUAUUGUAUAUUAUACUUGAAUAUCCAUCAACUCGUCAGUAUGCUACAGCUAUAUUACGAGAAAUGAUAUUGAGUACUGGUGGUGAAGAUGAAAUGUCUACUCUUUUAGGCAUUCUUCAUACAACUGAUCAUACUUGUAUACCAUUAAAGUCUAGUAUUCUGAAAUUAUUUUUGAGUUGUAUGAAAGAGAGCCAUCGUACUAGAACUAUGUUUCGUAAAGUUGAUGGAUUUGUCUAUGUUGUAAGCGCAUUAGUAUCUAUGGAAGGUUGGUUUUCAGAUGAAAAACUAGUAGACCAAGAAGCUUUGAGAUUUGCCUAUACAAUUUUUAAUACAAUUACUAUUGCUAUGCGCUUUGAACCAGCAAAUGCUAAGUAUUUUCACCAAGAAAUUUGUUUGACAAGUUUAUGUGACACAUUACGAUUAUUGGGUUGUUUUUCAAAUGAAAAUCAAUUAGAUGACUAUAUUGAUAUAAUGACUACAUCAUUAGAGGAAAAUGUUUUCCACACCAUAUUCACUAACAACAUCAAUAAUCCUAUAAUUACAGAUAAUGUUCCUAAAUUUUUGUCUUAUGCUUGUGUGAUAAUGCGAAUGUUAUAUGAUGUUGCUCUUGAUUUAUAUGAUAAACAAAACAAUACAACUGUUGUAUCAUUUAAUUCACCUGCUCACAGACGAUACAGUGAAGUAGCUACAAAACCAUUAGAUUCUCAGAACAAUAACCGCCAUACACUUAAACCUUUUAAUUUAAGUCCUCCAGCUCCAGAUCCAAUUAUUGUCCAUGCUGGUGUUGUUAUGGCUAUGUUACAACUUUUACCAUCAAUUUAUAAUCCAUCAGCUCCUAAACUAUCACUAACAUUGCAAGUUUAUAUAGGCGAAGUAAUCAGAUCUUUAGUCCGCGGAGAAAAAAAUCAACAACUACUCUGUGAUUCUGGAUUUCCAACUAUUGUCUUAAAAGUAGGACGAAUAGCAUUGUUGGAAGAAACACAUCCACUACAUACAGUGUUUCAGUACAUGUUAGAACGAUUAGCUAUUCAGCUAUUAGAACCAAAAGAUUUGCGUGAAUUUUUGAGACUCGGAGAACCUCUUUGUUGUGUUCCCUUAGAUUUACUGGACUGUUGGAUAAGUCACAGUAGUAAAAAACCUGGUGGAACAGUACCAUUAAGUCGUGUAAAAACACUUGUAUCUAUGACUACACCUAGAGAUCCUUGUAUGCUUUCACUACCACCAUUUUUUGAAAUGGAUUUAUCUACUGAGGGUUUUGGAUGCUUAUUUUUACCUAGUAUUGCUCCACAAUCUCCAAUUAGUGGACCUUCAGUUGUUAAUGUUGCCACAUUAACUACACCUGAUAUGAACGUAAUUGGAGGAAUAGGAACUGGUGAUCGAAUGUUCCCUCCACAAAGUGGCCUUAGUUAUUCAACUUGGUUAUGUAUUGAAAAGUUUUCUGAACCAAGAACUGAUCCACAUCCAGUUCGACUUCUGACUUUAAUAAGAAAUGUUCAAAGUUCUAGAGACCAUUUAGUUUGUUUAGCAGUAGUAUUAUCUGCUCGAGACCGAGCACUUACUAUAUCUACUCAAGAAACGCCAAUAUCAAUGACCAAUGCUGAUUGGGAGCCAGAAGUUAUUGGAGAUUCUUGUGCUAGAAUAUGGUAUCCAGAUCUUGUACAAGAAGGCCAAUGGCAUCAUAUUGUACUAGUUUUGAAUAGAGCUGUAUUAAAAAAUUCAUCUUUUUCAUUGUAUAUGGAUGGUCAACAUGUGCAUACACAAAAAUUACAUUAUAUAUCUCAAAAUCCUGGUGGAGGAGCAGCUAAUUUGACUAUUGCAUCUUCUGUGUAUGGAUAUAUAGGAACACCUCCAAUUUGGAGAAAAUAUUCUAAAUUAACAUGGAAACAAGGACCUUGCUGUUUAUUAGAAGAGGUUUUAAAUCCUCAUGCUAUAAAAAUUUUGUAUCAACUGGGUCCUCAUUAUUUUGGAAGUUUACAGGCACCUGAUAUUAAAGAUUUAGAACAUAUUGGCCCUUUAAUAUCUGAAGAGAAAGUUAUAUUUGGGCUGAAUGCAAGGGCAGUUUCUCAAUUAACUUUAGCAAAAAUACGAAAAAUAUAUAGCAAAGUGGAUAGUAAAUCAAUUGCAAAACAGCUUGGAAUGUCAACUCAUGAAAAUGCUACACCUAUUCGUAUAAUGCACAACACUGCUGGACAUUUAGCUGGUUCAGCUAGAAGUUUGGGUGGUGUUAUAUUAGGUUAUUUAGGGGUUCGUACAUUUUAUCCUCGUCCAGUUUUAAAAUUAAUUGAUAAUAUUGGUGGCUGUUCUGUAUUAUUAGGACUAAUUGCUAUGGCAAGAGACAUGGAAAGUUUGUAUGCAGCUGUUAAAGCUUUAAGUGGAGUACUACAUUUAAAUAUGACAGCAAAACGAGAAAUGGAACGUAAACGUGGAUAUCAACUCUUAGCACUAUGCUUACGUAGGCAUAAACAUAUGCUCAAUGCUCAUAUUUUACACAUUAUACUUGAUUUAGUAAUCACAACUAGAAGUGUUGAAGCUCCAAGUAUUCCAGAUCCAGUUGCAUUCAACGAUUUGAUAUGCGAGUUAAAUCUUUGGCAAGAAGUUCCAGCUAGUCUGUUACGGUCACUGUUAGAACAGUUAUAUGAAUUAGUAUCAGACUCAAAUGAAAAGAGGAACAAUCUAAUUAUAUUGAGAAAUAUGGAAAUGGUUCGCAAAAUGGUAAAUUUCUUGCCAAUUGUUUUUAAUACUUCUACACCAUCAACAAUAGAAGUGUUAUUUUCAUUACUUGGAGCACUUUUAGCAAAACAUCCAUUAAUUGAAGAUUUAAUUUGUUUUGGUCAGUACAUAGUGUAUACAUUAAAUACGGGUCUUAAUACAGAAACUAAUCUUAAAUUAGAAGAAUUUGAAUCAAAAACAAAGACCAUGGAUAGUUGUAAUGAGUUGACAAAUGAAGAAAAAACUAUUUGUACUAUAUUAUUGCGUAACCGCUGUCUUCAACUUAUGCAUUGUCUAUUGUUUACAAAUAAAAACUUAAUUUGCACUGGGUUUUGUGAUGAUUUUGUACGAAUAUUAGGAUUUGAUUGGGUACUGCUAUUUAUGCAAUCAAAUAUACAUAAUUCUUCAGUAAUUUGGGCCUAUAAAAUUCUUACCACUUUAUGUUCUGUACCUACAUUAUUGGUUAAAUUUAGAGAAGCAUCCAGUAAUGGCGGAUGGCUACUCAAUACAGAACUUUUGCAAAAUAAUAAAGCAAAUUUGAUGCUUAAUUAUCAACUUUCUCCAAGUUUACAAAAGAAUAGUAAAGAUGUACUUAACAAAAUUGAAGCUUUAAAUAUUCCUGGGUUUCAACAUCUCUCUUGGUUUCUAUCUUUUCAUACUGAACUUCCUGAACUGUAUUAUUUUCUCAUGGCUUUGAUGUUGGGGCAACCAGCUAAAACAAUUCCUAAUGAAAAAAAAUUAAAUCUUGAUGGAAUUUGGAUUUUUGUGUUUGGUGUUCCCAUAAGUCAAUCACUUUCAGCUGUUAGUGACCGUAUUGUCUUAUGCCCUGAAGCUGUUACAGCCCUUUUAUUGUCUGUGAGAUUAAUUCUGAAUCAAGAUAAUAGAGAGACUAAAUAUGAAGAUUGGUUAGAAGAUCACCCAGUUACUAUAAUUCAGUUUCUUUUUUAUCUAUACCAUAAUCUUCCAGAUUGGAUGCCAGCAUUUAUGACAUCUGAUAUCUUACAUUCCUUAAGUGCAACACUCUUUCCAUUUACAAACUUAAAUUUGAGUGAACCGUCCACACCAAAUGAUGAUUGUUUUAUUAAAACACCAGAUGGAACUCCACCUCCAACUGUUCAAAAAGAACAAUCAUUAACUUUACAUCCGUCUAGAAAAUUUGUUGUUGAUUUCUUAAGAGUUAUUGUUGUUGAUUCAUUAUUAUUACCUAUAAAUAGCAAGUCAUUACCACCUUUAGACUUGGUUCUUGAUGCUUCACCAGAAGGUGCAACUUCAUCUCAAGUAUCAAAAUAUCAAACUGAAUUAUUGUCAACAUUAAUGGAUCACUUAUUAGCUGUUGAUAUUAUGAUUGGCGAACAAGCAGCUGUAUCAUCUGUUCCUGGUGGCAGUGCUCAAAAUAUUCCUCAAAAUGUUUGUUAUUUAACAUGCCGUGUUGUGGACAAACUUUGGCAGGGUGUUUUAAUAAAAGAUGCUCAUGAAGUGUUUGAUUUUAUUUUGAAAUUAAUUGUUCAAGCAAAACGAAGACCUUGUUCUGUACCUAUGGAAGGAUUUUAUCAUUGUCUUAAUAGAACAACUUUAUUUUUGUUGUCAAGGAGUACAGAUUCAAUAGCUUCACAGAUGCCAGUUUUGGAAGCAUUACAUAAGCUUACCACUAAUAGAACAUUGGUGUUUGGAUCUGGUAAUCAUGAAUUGGAUUUCAUUGGCUGUCUAAUUUAUUGUUUAUUGCAAUUGACUUCUGAUAUGAAAAUAAUAUUGGAUACUAAUGCAAAAACUACAUGGCAUAUAAAUCCAAACCAAACUGCUGAAGUUGAAGAACAAACAGCUAAGCAAGGACAAAAUUUAAUGGCAGUUGCAGCAAAACGUGUUUGGGAAGAAUUGUAUAUAUCUAAAAAACCAGCUAUUGAAGAGGUUUUCAAAAUUCCAUUACCAAUGUCAUCUAAUAAUAAAGCUCCAGACUUACAUUCCGUCCGUGAACUUAUUUAUGAAACUGCCCAAAAACAUUGGUUAACUUACAUUGAUAUGGAGAAAAAAUCUUUGUAUAAAAUGCCUUGGGAAUUACAAACUCAAAUUCAAUCAAAAAUACAAAAAGUAACUGGAGGCUUAACAAGACUAGCAUCUCGGGGAAAAGUCCUUAGGCGUGAUGAAAGCCGUUGGCAAAGUGGAAGUCUUUCUAGUAUUUCUUUACCUUUAUCAAGAAUUACCAAAAGUGAAUGGUCUACAUGGGCUAACCAUGGUUUAAAUGCUGUAUGUGAACUUGUUUCUAUGCAAAUGUCUAGACAAGCACAGCACCAAUCAUUUACUGUGCGAUAUGUUCUGGAUCAAUGGUAUUUAAUUGAACAGGAAUUAACAAGAGAGAGGGGACUUUGGGGUCCUUUUACUCCUUGCAAAUUAGAUAAGUGGAUAUUAGAUAUGACUGAAGGUCCAUGCAGAAUGCGCAAAAAAAUGGUAAAAAAUCAUCAGUUCUAUACUCAAUACCCAUAUCGACCAGAACUUGAGUCUGGAGACAAUAAAGGAUUAAAGUAUCGUGUUGCAACAAGUUAUGAUAGCAAAGAAUUUUGUCAGAAAUAUAAAUUACCCACACUUAUUGAUAUGGAAAAUUUAGCACCACAAUCUAAUGAAAAUACUAAAUUUAUGACAGUAAUUGAUGGCCAUGAUACUUUUGAUUUUGAUAAAAACCUAGAUGACAGUGAAUUACCAUUCAAAGGCUUAAAACGUGUUGUUAGAAGAUCUACAUCUGAACCAGAUGAUGGAAUGGAUGAUAAUGAUAUUGAAAGUGGAAUUGAAGACCAAGCUCCCCCAGAUGAUAAUCAUACAAUAAUCAGGCUUUUGGAACCAAAUGAAAAGAUAAGUCAUAUGUUUCGGUGUGCAAGAAUUCAAGGUCUGGAUACAUAUGAGGGUUUACUUUUAUUUGGUAAAGAUCAUGUAUAUAUUGUAGAUGGUUUUACAUUACUUAAGACUAGAGAAAUUAGAGACAUUGAUACUUUAUUACCAAAUUCAUAUGAACCAUUAUUACCAAGUCCUGGGAAUGGAAGUCCAAAUCGAGUACGCAUUAAAAAACUAAGUUCAAAGUUUUCGUAUGAUGAUAUAAGGGAAGUACAUAAACGGCGAUAUUUACUACAACCCAUUGCUGUAGAAUUAUUUUCUGCCGAUGGGCGUAAUCAUUUAUUGGCACUUCCAAAAAAACUUAGAAAUAAGGUUUUUAAUAGAUUUAUGGCUUAUUCAACAUCAAUAGCAGAUAAUGCUCAUCAAUCAGUAGCUGGGCAAAAAAGAACAGCAAAUGUUGAACAAAGCACAAGUCUUCUUUCAAAUCUAAUGGGUGAAACAACAGUAACUACUAGAUGGGUGAGAGGUGAAAUAUCUAAUUUCCAGUAUUUAAUGCAUUUGAAUACAUUGGCUGGACGGAGUUAUAAUGAUCUAAUGCAGUAUCCGGUAUUUCCUUGGAUUCUAAAUGAUUAUGAAUCUGAUGUACUAGACUUUUCAAAUCCUGCUAUCUUCAGAGAUUUUUCUAAACCAAUGGGUGCUCAAUGUCCAUUACGACUUGAACAGUUUUUAAAAAGGUAUCGGGAGUGGGAUGAUCCUCAUGGUGAAACUCCUCCAUAUCAUUUCGGUACUCAUUACUCUUCAGCGAUGAUAGUAUGUUCAUAUUUAGUUAGGAUGGAACCAUUUACUCAACAUUUUCUCAGAUUACAGGGUGGACAUUUUGAUUUAGCUGAUCGUAUGUUUAAUAGUAUCCGAGAAGCAUGGUUAUCAGCUUCUAAAACCAACAUGGCUGAUGUUAAAGAACUUGUACCAGAAUUUUUUUAUUUACCAGAGUUUUUAAUUAACUCUAACAACUUUGAUUUGGGAUGCAAACAAAAUGGAGUACAGUUAAAUGAUGUAGUCUUACCUCCAUGGGCCAAAGAUGAUCCACAUGAGUUUAUCCGAGUACAUAGAGCAGCACUUGAAUCUGAAUAUGUAUCACAACAUCUUCAUGAAUGGAUUGAUUUAAUAUUUGGUUACAAACAAUUAGGUCAACCUGCUGUACAAGCUUGCAAUCUUUUUCAUCAUUUAUUUUAUGAAGGAAAUGUUGAUAUUUACAGUAUUGAUGAUCCAUUGAAGAAAAAUGCAACAAUUGGAUUUAUAAACAAUUUUGGACAGAUACCAAAACAACUUUUUAAGAAACCUCAUCCAAGUAAAAAACAACCAAAUAAUAGAACUUCAAUGCUUGAUGCUGCAAACCCGAUUUUAAGUUCAAAUACCAAUUUAUCAUUUGGUGACAAACUAUUCUUUUAUCAUUUGGAUAACCUUAAACCAUCUUUACAACCAAUUAAAGAACUUAAAGGUCCUGUUGGACAAAUUCUUCAAGUGGAUAAAAAUGUAUUAGCUGUUGAACAGAAUAAAGCAUUAAUGCCACCCAGUUUUAAUAAGACCAUUACUUGGGGUUUUGCUGAUCAUAGCUUAAGAUUAGCACAAUAUGAAACUGAUAAACCAAUUGUAAUCUGUGAAAGCUCGAGUCAAUCACCUGGUGAAAUUGUAACUUGCGUAUGCCCUACAUCUAAGACUGUUAUUACUGCUGGAACUAGCACUGUUUUGACUGUAUGGGAGUUAGAUUUAAAUAACAAGUCUUUAAAAAUUGUUGAUAACUUGUAUGGACAUACAGAAGCAGUAACUUGUUUGGCUGCUAGUGACACAUAUAAUAUUGUUGUUUCUGGUAGCAGAGAUUGUACAGCUAUAGUUUGGGAUUUGUGCACAAAAGCUUUUGUGAGGCAGUUAAAAAAACAUUAUGCUCCAGUUGCAGCUUUAGCAAUUAAUAAUUCAACUGGCCAAAUAGCUUCAUGUGCUGGUACUAUGUUACACAUUUAUACUAUAAAUGGCGAAGAAUUAGCAAAUGUAGAUACAAGUGUUGGACGUGCUGAUAGAAUGCAACAAAUAUUAUGUGUAGCAUUUUCACAAGCUAUUGAUUGGGAUCCUCAGAAUGUUAUUAUUACAGGAUCGUCAGAUGGAGUUGUUAGAAUGUGGUCUAUGGAAUAUGUUCAAGUUCCUAAAGUUCCAUUAAAUGCCUUGUCGAAAGAAUCUUUAGUUUCUAAAGAUAACAGUAUUGAAAAAAGUAAAGAUGUUGGAGAGAGUUGUAGUAUAUUAAAAACACGACCAAUUGCUGUUCAAAGACUAGUUAAACAAUUGAGUGUAUCUUCUGAAACUGUUAAUGAGCAAGGAUUGGUAAUGAAAAGUGGGUCUGAAAGCAGUCUAUCAGAACAAGAGCCUAAAACUCCUGUAAAAAACAUUGGAGGUAUUGAUAAAAAAACUUUUUCUGAUGAAAAUGAUUCAACCCCUCCAGUUCCAGUAAUGAGAAAAAAAAGAUCAAUGAAACCUAAUACAUUACUUAGGAAAUCUGAAUGUAAUACAUCAAGUUCAACUGAUGAGCCAAAUAUUCAACAAGAAUCUUUAUCAGUUAUUGAAUCAGCAUUAAGGUUAAGUAAAAGUGAAACUAAUCUUAUAGAAUCAUUUGUUGUUGUUGACCGAGAAGAUUUAAGUCCAAAGAUGAAACCUGUCAGUCCUUUGCACAGAUUAAGAGAUGGUUUUCAGUGGCAACGUCAGUUAGUAUUUCGCAGUAAAUUAACUAUGCAUACAGCUUAUGAUCGUAAAGAUAACACUGAACCAGCUUCCAUAACAUGUAUAUCAAUUUCUAAGGACCAUCGAACAGUAUACAUUGGUGAUGCCAGAGGACGAGUUUUUACAUGGAAUGUAGCUGAACAGCCUGGAAAAGGUGUAGCUGAUCAUUGGUUAAAAGAUGAAGGAGCAGAGCAGUGCAAUUUGUGUGAUGUCCGAUUUUCAUUAUAUGAAAGACGUCACCAUUGUCGUAAUUGUGGACAAUUAUUUUGCUCAAAGUGUAGCAAGUAUGAAUCUGAAAUAUCAAGAUUACGAAUACUGAAACCAGUACGGGUGUGUAAGCCAUGCCAUACAUCAUUGCAGUCAGCCAAACAUACUUAA
This is a messenger RNA of Sipha flava (yellow sugarcane aphid), 10416 nucleotides long. It is a transcript of the gene bchs, whose product is annotated as WD repeat and FYVE domain-containing protein 3. The record is from RefSeq and is a predicted model, not a curated record. The transcript has 48 exons. NCBI's taxonomy places the organism in Eukaryota, Metazoa, Arthropoda, Insecta, Hemiptera, Aphididae. Gene Ontology annotation, molecular function: metal ion binding; protein binding. The coding region runs from base 1 to 10416 and encodes 3471 amino acids.